Molecule: messenger RNA, 2513 nt
Organism: Paramormyrops kingsleyae
Lineage: Eukaryota; Metazoa; Chordata; Actinopteri; Osteoglossiformes; Mormyridae
Biological process (GO): immune response; cytokine-mediated signaling pathway; cellular response to lipopolysaccharide
Molecular function (GO): cytokine activity
Source: RefSeq, a predicted model, not a curated record
UUGGAUGGAUGAAACUGUAUAUUGUAGUAGGGCCUUUACAGUAUAUAUGCAAGACUGAAACCACUUAUUCAGCACACAGUUGCUCCCCUGUAUUUCCCUGAACCGCCAUGCGGAGAGACGACUGUCAUCUUCAAAGUUCAACCAAUCACAGGAGUCGAAAUGCCACAUGGGCAUGUGCUUCUGCUUCAGAGAAGGGAAUUCUGAGGGUACAUCUGUUUAACAUGAUGUCCAGAGAACCAAUUUUUAAUGACCACAGACAGGCAAACAUGAGAAUAAAAUAUUGACACAUAAGGGAGAUACCCUGAUAUUACCAUCUGGUGGGGGGAUGUCUGCGAAAAUAUGGAACAAAUAGCAUUAUUUCAUUUCUGGAUAUGUGACGACUAUGAGACUGGUGACUCCAGCCACAUCCCCUCCUGGCAAAUACCCGCGUAACCCCAUCAGCUCUGCCCACUGCUGUUCUGCCUCCUACACUGCAUGAACCAUUAGGUUCUUCCUAAUCAUCCCAAACCUUAAUCCUAAAUAAUUUCUGCUUAAAAUUCAGGAACCGUUUUCCUAACUGCUACGCUAAUGCUACAUAUUUCAAAGUCAAAUCAUUAAAAAAAAAUUUUUUAAAAAAGCAGAACAAAUAAAUGCUGUGGUUUGUGGCAAUGCAGUGAUGCAGUGUACUAUGGCAGUGAUAGAAACAGUUAAGUACCACAGAAAAGCUUGCCGCUGACUGCAGACCUACAUAGACCUCGUCACUAAGGUUCUGAAGGCUGUUGGCUGAUUUUGACUGUGUUCUAUUAUAGUGUCAGUGAAUAAAAGACCUACCCUGCAGUUUACAGGCACCUUUUCAACCUUCAUUUAAAGGUAUGUUUCUCCCUUCAUUCUAUUUCAAUAUAUGAAACUUGCAUUUUGUGUUAAGCCAUAGGAUACUGGCCAUAGGUGGACUGUGCCUCUGCUGACCACAGGGUCAGAACAGCAAUUUUCUGCUAUGGACAUAGCGUAAUAGAGCUCCAAUUAAAUAGUUUUACAACCAUCACUAGAAAGCUGUUGCGGUCACACAUUUUUAGAAACAUUUUGUUCAGCAGUACAUCAAACAGUGGCACUCUUAAUAAACCUUUGCGGGUGGGUUACGAUUUUAUGCACCACGUUUUGCAGUUACGGUGACUAUGGGGCAGAUAAAAUAGACAUUUUAGCUGUACACCUGUGCUUUCAACUGGAUCCAUAAAAGCAUGGAAAUUUCUUUAUGUGCUAAAUCUGGACACCAUCUUCGCUGUUUGGUCGUUGUUCAGGGUCUUAAUAUGAAGCUUUUGCUGUAUUACAAAUAUUCACAAAAGCGUGAUCAGCUCGGGAACGUGGGAGUCUUUGGAACCAUUGUGUCAAAUGGCUGGUUGGGAGGAGCCAAGUUCUCUGGGUUCCUCAUUUUAUUCCUGGAUGUUCCGCCGUCCUCGGAAUUUGGUUCAUUUGACCAAAUCUGAAGCUGGCCUUCGCAGCCGUUCCAUGUUUUGGUUCUCUCCAACCACCUGCACACCAGACCAGUCACCUGAAGGCUCCAUAAUCGGCAAGCAGAAGCAGGAGCGCCAAAAACACACAUUGGGCUUAUGAACUAGACGGUCAGCUGUUGAAAACCCAGCGCCGCUCACACUGCUGUUCAACCCUUGCCUUUCCAAAACAGAUCCAAACAGGCCAGCAUGGAUUCCCAGGCAGAGAUCUACCUUGAGAAGCAAACACACUUGUCCUUCUGCAUGAAGAUGAUAAGGGAGGACGAGGCGAAGACUGUCUGUGAGGAGGAUGUCGUCAGAGACGGCUGCUGCUGCGUAACGGGGGCUGAACGCGCUCCCAUCAACCACGUGGCUGUGGCAAAGCCUAGCAACACCACUUUCAGAAUAUGUAAUUUUAGCAAUGAGAAGAUGAAGGACAACAUAGCAAUACUGAACCUGAAACAUGACAAGUAUAUCAGGCGUUCCGGCAACGUGGCCUCGAUGGAUCCUUGUUCUGUCGUUAAAUCAGCAAGCAUAACGAUAUUCUACUACAAGACAACCCUUAUUGAGGAGCCCUUCCGCGGGGUCCCGGUGGUGCUUAAUUUCACCGACACUGACUCCUUCCUGCGCUGCCAGAAGAGCGGUGACGAGGUGUCUGUCAGCGUGGAGGAGUUUGAAAAGCAAAGGCUGCAGCGUUUCUCCAGCCGGGAUGAAGACGCAUUCUCCUUCGUUUUCUACAUGAGGGCCGCCCAGGACAAGGCGCGUCGUUUCGAGUCUGCGGUUCACAGCGGCUGGUUUAUGAAGGCAGUGGACGAGACCGUAGGCAUGGGCCCCCUGUCCCCGGAGAGCGAGUCCUCCUAUUUUAUGUUUCAUGAGCAGUGAAGCCAGUCCUCCCCUCCAUAAAGUUAUACCUUUAAAAUGUGCGCUUGGCAAAUCGUAUAUGCGUUUUUAUAAUGGUGUUUCCGUGAUCUGCUCCGUCUAUUUAUUAUUAAAGUAUUUAUUCCACCUUUUAGAGAACUGCCUUCGACGUGUUUUACACGGACAUAUUAA